AUGAGUGUUAGUAGAAGCACAACACUUCCAAUAAAUGGAGGUGCCACCUCCACUACCACCCCAAACCUACCAUCCUCCCUUGCAACCAAUCAUGCUCGCUCCUUGUGGCGCUCUCGCUUAGGCUCUGCUCUCCGUACCGCACUAGCAUGCACCAUCGUUGGCGUCGCAACGAUCUACACCCCGAGCGUUCUCCGCUCCCAUCUGACCUUCCCUGCCUUCUCCUACGUCACCGCGAUUCUGAUCUCAGGGGAGGCGACGCUGGGGGACUCGUUGCACGGUGCCGCAAGUGCACUGUACGGUACACUCCUCGGAGUACUACCUGCCAUGCUGACCCUCCUCUUCUUGCUCCGGCCUGACGGCUUCUCCAUCACCACCACCACCCUCGCGGUGGUUCUCAGCUCUUUUGCGGUUGCGCUGCUGGGCUCCACCGACCUCAUCGCCAAGCGCAUCGCCCUCGGCCAGAUCGUCAUCAUCUACGCAGCUCCGUUCGAGCAGGUCGGUCCCCAUGACGUCAAGGCUGUGUGGCAUCCGAUUCAUGUGGCGGCCAGCACUGCGGUUGGAGUGGUCGCAUCGGUUCUUGCACUGCUCUUCCCCUAUCCUCGCCUUGCAUGCUAUGAGGUAAGAGAGAAGAGUAAGCUAUACAUGGAGAUGGCGAUGGAGAGGCUGAGGCUUUUGGUGAAUGCCUUUUAUGCUGAUAAUAGUGCUUGCAUGGCCGCACUAAUCUCUCAGGCCAGAUGCUUAACCGCUGAGAGCACUAAGCUUCUUCACAAUAUAAAACUAAAGCAAGCAAGUUCACAGUGGGAAAGGCCUCCUUUCAGGUUCAUACCACUCCAUCCGAAGGAGCCAUCAGAUAGGUUGCAAAACAUAGAGACGCCUUUAAAGGGAAUGGAGAUUGCUCUAAGUUCCACCAAAUCAUUUCCUGUAAAAUUUUCAGACCAACAGCUCAAAGGCAAUCUGCUCAGCCUAAGAGACCACAUUAUUCUUAGACUAAGACAGGAAAACAUCAUGGCUAACACAAAACAAGAAAACUUCGUGGCUAGAAGAGAGCCCCUAGAUCAACCCCAUCUAGCAUUACCUGUUAUCCCUCAAAAUCUCAAAGACUUCUCACCAUUAUUGUUCUUUCUUUUCUGCAUUGACCUCCUUUAUAAUGGAACUCUCACCAACCCCUCAGCCGACGGUGCCCAAGAAAACAGGGUGAUGCCAACCACUGAGCAGGCCACAGUCGCGUCCAAAGAUGAUCCUAGCACCAAAAGAAGGAAUUCCAAGAAUCCUUGCUGCGUGAACGGAAACAGUGAAAGGCUUGUGGUUGCGUUGAAGUGCUCGCUCUCUUUAGGCCUUGCCGUGCUCUUUGGAGUGCUCUUUAGCAAAAGUAAUGGGUACUGGUCGGGUCUCACUGUAGCCAUCACCAUCACCCCAUGGAGACAGGCCACAUUUAAGUUGGCGAAUGAUAGAGCGCAAGGGACUGCUAUCGGAUCGGUCUAUGGAGUAUUAGGAUCGGUCAUCUCUCAAAAUCUUAUGGAACUUAGGUUCUUAGCCCUCCUCCCAUGGAUUAUUUUCACUAGCUUUCUACGACGUAGUCGAAUGUAUGGCCAUGCAGGAGGAAUCGCCGCUGUCAUCUCCACAUUAAUAAUAUUGGGCAGGAGACAUUAUGGCCCUCCUACUGUCUUCGCCAUUGCAAGACUCACUGAGACCUUCAUUGGGCUCUCUUGCUCCGUACUUGUUGAGCUCCUAUUACAACCCACAAGGGCUUCUACUCUGGCAAGAGCCCAACUAUCCGGGAGCCUUCGGACACUCAACGAGUGCAUUGAGUCAUUGAUUCUAUCCACAGGUCCUGUGCCAUUGAAAGAGAAGCAGAAGAAGCUAGAACAACAAGUGAAUGCACUAAGGAAGUACAUUGAUGAAGCUCAGAUGGAGCCUAACUUUUGGUUCUUGCCUUUCCCUGUGGCUUGUUACUACAAGCUCCAUGGUUCCCUGUCAAAGCUGGUGGAGUUACUAUGUUUCCUGGUUCAUGGCAUCGAGUUCUUAGCAGAAGAAUCUCAUGGGCUUGGAGCUGCUAGGAAAGAGAUCCAAGAGACCAUCGGGGGAGAUCUGGAGCAGUUCAAAAUUAUCAUUGGCUCUCCAUUGAAGAAUUUUGAGGAAGUCAUUCGAGUGAAGUCAUUAGGAAAACUGGAAAAGGAGUUGCCGAGGAGGAGCGAGCCUAAUGACCUUGAGCUGGGAAAUUAUGGGUCUCUGAGCGCCGGUGAAGAAGAGUCCGAGAAGGUCGUUGCUCUUUUCCUCCAACAUGCAAUAGAAGUGGUAAAGAGGCAUGAUGUGGAUGUAGGUGAGGACUUGAAGAGCCAAGUGGUCCUUUGCCUGGCUACCUUUGGGUUUUGCACUGGAGGCUUGAUGAAAGAGACCAGAGAGAUAGAGAACGGGAUCUUGGAGCUUCUUCAGUGGGAGAAUCCUGGCAGUCACAUCAAUCUGUAUGAAAUAUCUUGUGAACUAAAAGCUCCCGGCGCAUAA
Messenger RNA from Elaeis guineensis (African oil palm), 2502 nucleotides. RefSeq lists its product as uncharacterized. Gene Ontology annotation, biological process: transmembrane transport. The record is from RefSeq and is a predicted model, not a curated record. NCBI's taxonomy places the organism in Eukaryota, Viridiplantae, Streptophyta, Magnoliopsida, Arecales, Arecaceae. Gene Ontology annotation, molecular function: transmembrane transporter activity. Gene Ontology annotation, cellular component: plasma membrane.